CUCUAAGUUAAUGAUUUUUUUUCCAAUAAUAUACGUACGUCAAUUACUGUCCACUUAUGUUGGAUAAACCAGUAUUUAAUUGCGAAUAUUGUUGUUAUUAUUAUUAUAUUACCCAAAAAAUGAAAAAAUUAACACAAAAAAUUGAAAGAAUAAUAAUAAUAUAAACCGACAUUAGGAGGAGGAAAGGAAAUUGGGGUUUUUCUUGCAGGAGGGGUCGAUAAUACUAAUCGUAGCGAUAAUAUCGGCAACAUCACCCACGCGGGCCUCCAUCCCUUAACCCUUCCUCUUUCGCCUAUAUAUUCUUUCUCUUCUCUUCCCCCUUUUCCCCCAUCCUCUGUUUUCUCCGGUUUUUUUUUUCGCUUUUCACUCUCAAAACCCAUUUACUGUUCUUCAUUUCCUCCCCGCUAUUAGUCAUGUCGGCCUACAACGGCAAGUAUACCGAGGAGCUGAUUAAGACUGCAGCUUACAUUGGUACGCCUGGUAAGGGUAUCCUUGCUGCUGAUGAGUCAACUGGCACAAUUGGCAAGCGUUUGUCCAGCAUCAAUGUGGAGAACAAUGAGUCUAACAGGAGGGCUCUCCGUGAACUCCUUUUCACCACCCCUGGUGCCCUUGAGUGCCUCAGUGGAGUUAUCCUCUUUGAGGAAACUCUCUACCAAAAGACUGCUGCUGGCAAGCCUUUUGUUGAUGUCUUGAAGGAAGGUGGAGUCAUCCCGGGAAUCAAGGUUGAUAAGGGUACAGUUGAUCUCCCUGGUACCGAUGGUGAGACCACCACCCAGGGUCUUGACGACCUUGCCAAGCGCUGCCAGGAAUACUAUUCUGCCGGUGCCAGAUUUGCCAAAUGGCGUGCCGUGCUCAAGAUUGGACCCAAUGAACCAUCCCAGCUUGCUAUUAAUGAGAAUGCUAAUGGACUGGCCCGAUAUGCUAUCAUCUGCCAGCAGAAUGGUUUAGUACCAAUUGUUGAGCCUGAGAUACUUGUGGAUGGUUCUCAUGACAUCGACAAGUGUGCUGAUGUCACUGAGCGGGUUCUUGCUGCAUGUUACAAGGCAUUGAAUGAUCACCACGUCCUUUUGGAGGGUACUCUCUUGAAGCCCAACAUGGUGACUCCUGGAUCCAAAUCCGCCAAGGCUACUCCAGAAAAGAUUGCUGAGUACACCGUCCGGGCAUUGCAGCGCACCAUGCCUCCUGCUGUCCCUGCAGUAGUAUUCUUGUCUGGCGGCCAAAGUGAGGAAGAAGCUACACUCAACCUUAAUGCCAUGAACAAGCUUCAGACCAAGAAACCAUGGUCCUUGACCUUCUCCUUUGGACGUGCACUGCAGCAGAGCACCCUCAAGACUUGGGCUGGAAAGACAGAGAACCUGCAGAAGGCUCAGGCUGCAUUCCUUGCUCGGUGCAAAGCCAACUCUCAGGCCACUCUGGGGAAGUACGAAGGUUCCAGUGUGCCUGCAGAGGCUCUUGAGAGCCUUCACGUCGAGGGCUACAAGUACUAAGUCAGUUUUGUUAUAUUCUAGUCUCUCUUAUUACCUUGUUUUUUGAGAAGAGUACGAUUCUGGCAGGCUCUUAGGUUUCUUGUGAACUUUCUAAAUAGCUUGUGGUUAGCACACUGGCUUUUGUAAUAAGCUUGAGAACUAGGGUCCUCUUAAUGUGGGGAUGGUAUGGUUGCUUUAUGUUUCAUGUUGGUUUUUCUUGUUUUCUAAAGAUUGCCUUUCCAAACUCAAGUCGAGCAUGGUUUUAUGAUCAAUUGAAUUGUGAGAUAUGAUCAUGAGGAAGAGAUCUUCAUAUAGAAUAUUCCUUUUUUUUUGAAGUUAUUGCUGCCUGAAAAACUUGUCUACUACCUGAAAUACCUUUAAUUGGAUUGCUAUGGUCCAUGACAAAUCUGUUUUUGAGCUUGGUCUUUGGCUGUAUAUGUCUUUAUGAUGGACCGCUUGUUUUGUUGAUCUCGUGGGGAGUGGGAAAUGAAUUUUCUUCGCAAAUGACCUGUUUCUUUUGUCCUUGCUCUUUUUGUACGAGUGUUAUGCUUCUGGAUACCUACGUAGGACUGAUGUGGAAGGGAAAGUGUGACUGUGAGUUGUGACUAGGACUUGGAGAGAAAAGUGUCAAAUCUCAUUUUCUGAACAAAAGAUCUGUCCCAAUAAUCAAAACUAUUGUCUUCAAGAGGAUAAUUUGAAAUUUAAUAGAAAUUUGUCCAAGAAUGAAAAUCCAAAUUGGACA
Messenger RNA from Oldenlandia corymbosa var. corymbosa, 2208 nucleotides. Lineage: Eukaryota; Viridiplantae; Streptophyta; Magnoliopsida; Gentianales; Rubiaceae. The record is from the annotation of a GenBank genome assembly.